AUGGAGACACUCGAAGGGGCUGAACUCUGCUUUCCACAACUGCUCAACACCUCCUGCAGGAAGCCCGGCCGGCACGCCGCUGAGGCCGUAUUCCUUUACGUCCUUCUGUCUUGCAUGUCUCUGCUCACUGUGAUUCUCAACCUGCUGGUCAUCAUUUCCAUCUCCCACUUCAGGCAGCUCCACAGCCCCACCAACCUCCUCCUCCUCUCCCUGGCCGUCUCCGACCUCCUUGUGGGCCUCCUGCUGAUGCCGGCUCAAAUCCUCCUUUUGGGGGGCUGCUGGAUCUUGGGCAGCAUGAUGUGUGGGCUGUUUUAUUACGCCUCUUUUAUCCUCACGUCGGCCUCAGUGGGAAACAUGGUGCUCAUUUCCAUUGACCGAUAUGUGGCCAUUUGUGACCCCAUGUGUUACCCCACCAAAGUCACUCACAAAAGAGUCCAGGUCUGCAUUUGCCUGUGCUGGUUUUCUUCUGUUUUCUACAAUGGCGUGAUACUGAUAGAGUUCCUGAAACUUCCAGAUAGUUUUAAUUCCUGCUACGGAGAGUGUGUGGUUGUAAUAGACUUCAUCACAGGAGCUGUUGAUGUCUGGAUGACCUUUGUUGGCCCCGUUUCGGUCAUCGUAGUUCUGUACAUGAGGGUGUUUGUGGCGGCUGCGUCUCAGGCUCGAGCCGUGAGGUCUCACGUUGCAGCCGUCUCAGUCCAGGGUUCCCUUGGUGUCACCGCCAAGAGAUCUGAGCGGAAAGCAGCCAGGACCCUCGGCGUUGUUGUGGUGGCGUUUGUAAUAUGUUUCUGUCCUUAUUUUUAUCCCUCUUUUGCAAGCAAAGCGAUGUCAACCAGUAUGGUGUUUUCUAUUUUUGGGGUGUGGCUGCUUUAUUGUAACUCUUGUCUAAAUCCAGUGGUGUAUGCUUUCUUCUACCCAUGGUUCAGGAGAUCCAUCAAACGCAUUGUCACGCUUCAGAUACUGCAGCGUGACUCCAGUGAUGCCAAAAUAAUGUAGUUAUGGAUGUUAUUAGAGAACCUUUGU
This is a messenger RNA of Gasterosteus aculeatus aculeatus (three-spined stickleback), 1020 nucleotides long. RefSeq names its product trace amine-associated receptor 13c-like. The record is from RefSeq and is a predicted model, not a curated record. Gene Ontology annotation, biological process: G protein-coupled receptor signaling pathway. NCBI's taxonomy places the organism in Eukaryota, Metazoa, Chordata, Actinopteri, Perciformes, Gasterosteidae. Gene Ontology annotation, cellular component: membrane. Gene Ontology annotation, molecular function: trace-amine receptor activity.